Phytophthora sojae is the source of this 1881-nucleotide messenger RNA. RefSeq lists its product as hypothetical. The coding region runs from base 1 to 1881 and encodes 626 amino acids. Gene Ontology annotation, molecular function: long-chain fatty acid-CoA ligase activity. NCBI's taxonomy places the organism in Eukaryota, Oomycota, Peronosporomycetes, Peronosporales, Peronosporaceae. Gene Ontology annotation, cellular component: membrane; endoplasmic reticulum. The record is from RefSeq and is a predicted model, not a curated record. The transcript is spliced from 2 exons.
AUGGGAGUCUGGAAGACCGAUCAACUCGCGGAGGUGCGCGUGGAAACCGGCAAGGCCGAUCUUGGUGCGCGUGAGCCCGUCACGGUUCUGGACGUUUUCAAGGACAUCGUAGCUCGCGCGCCGAACGGGAGAGCUCUCAGCACCAAGAAGAACGGCGAGUGGGUAAUGUACACUUGGCAGCAGUACUACGACAUCAGCCACCAGUUCGCGCGCGCUCUCAUUCACGUAGGCGUGGAGCUCCACGAAGCUGUCAAUGUACUCGGCCCGAAUUGCCCUGAAUGGCUCUUCACCAACAUGGGAAGCAUCAUGGCCGGAGCGGUCAUCGCCGGUGUCUACGUUACCAGCACUCCGGAAGCGUGCCAGUAUAUCUCAGCGCACUGCGAUGCCAAGGUCGUGGUGGUGUCCGACAAAGGCCAAUUGGACAAGUAUCUCUCAAUUCUGGAUCAGCUGCCGAAUCUACUGUACUCGUUCGACGACUUCCUGGAGCUUAGUGGGAACGUGGACGCGAGCCUGCUCGACGAAAGGAUGAAUGCGCAGCAACCUGGUCACUGCUGCACGCUGAUCUACACGUCUGGUACGACGGGCCCCCCGAAGGCAGUCAUGAUUUCCCACGACAACUUGACGUGGACGGUGGCUGCGGCCAUGAAUACGCUCAAGGAUUUCGUAGAUGCAAAGCGGUCCAUGAGCUUCCUGCCUCUUUCUCACGUGGCGGCUCAAAUCCUCGACAUUCACCUGCCGCUAGCCAUCGGCUCUGAAGUGUACUUCGCGGGCCCCGACGCCCUUCGAGGGGGUCUGCUAGGCACGCUGCAAGAGGUUCGGCCCAACUUUUUCUUCGGCGUGCCUCGAGUCUGGGAGAAAAUGAUGGAGUCACUGAAGGAGAAGCUUGGCGGCGCGCCGGAAGGGCUCAAGAAGUCGCUGUUGACAUGGGCCAUGGAUCAAGGCGCCGAAUACGCUACUCAAUCGCAGUUUGGCGCAGCAUCCGGAGCCAGCUGGAGCUUUUGGGCAGCCGACUACUUGCUGUUGGGCAAAGUGCGUAAUGCUCUCGGGCUGGACGAGUGCUCCAUCUUCUUGACGGGCGCUGCUCACAUUGAUCCUAACGUCAUUCGGUACUUCAGCAAGCUUAACAUCCCGCUUUACGAGCUCUUUGGGCAAUCCGAGUGCACAGGGCCCCAUUCAAUCAACAGCCCGGGGAAGUGGAAGAUCGGCACGGUUGGGCCCGAGAUGGAGGGGACUCGCACGCGCAUCGACCCGGACACGGGCGAAAUUCAGUACACGGGCCGCCACAUUUUCAUGGGCUACUUGAAGGACGAAGCUGCCACUAAGGCUACUCUCGAUGAGGACGGUUGGCUGUACUCCGGUGACGUUGGCAAGAUCGACAAGGACGGGUUCCUCUCCAUCACAGGGAGGAUCAAGGAGAUCAUCAUCACUUCGGGUGGCGAGAAUAUCCCUCCUGUCUUGAUUGAGAACGCGCUCAAGACCGAGCUCCCGGCGCUUGCAAAUGUGCUGGUCAUCGGUGAACAGCGAAAGUUUCUUACAUUCCUGUGCUCUCUGCGAGUGGAUCCCGAUCCCGUCACUGCUGCUCCCACCGCCAAGCUUGAUAAGGUGGCGUUAGCCGUGGCGAAAGAAAUUGGCAGUGGCGCCACCACGGUUCCGGAAGCGCGGGUGUGUGAGAAGUUCUGCAAAUACAUCGAGGAAGGAAUGGCACGAGCCAACGCACAGGCCGUCUCGCGGGCCCAAUGCGUCCAAAAGUUCGUCAUCAUCUCCCGCGACUUCUCUCUCGAUGGCAAUGAGCUCACUCCGACCAUGAAGGCGAAGCGGUCGGUUGUUGAGAACAAGUACAGCCAGGAGAUCGAGCAGAUGUACGCUCACGCUUGCCUGUAA